This is a messenger RNA of Ectocarpus siliculosus, 1716 nucleotides long. The record is from the annotation of a GenBank genome assembly. Lineage: Eukaryota; Phaeophyceae; Ectocarpales; Ectocarpaceae.
AUGAUGGCGAGCAUGAUGUCGGCAGGUGGUACCGCUGCUGGUGGUAGUGCUGCUGCUCUAAAAGGUGCCGCUGGAAUCGUUUGGUUCAAAUACUCUGACCUACGUCUGGAAGAUCACGAGCCUCUAGCCCUGGCUCAUCGAGAAAGCGCGCAAGUAGCGCACGUUUUCUGCAUCGACGAUCGAUGGUUUGGGCAGACCAGGCGUGGGACAAGCAAGAUGUCCGCAGCCCGCUGCCGCUUCCUCCUCGAGAGCGUCGCCGACCUGCGGGCCCGCCUCAGGGAGAGAGGGUCCGAUCUGCUGGUGCGACGGGGACACCCUGAAGAUGUCAUCCCCGCGCUGGCCGCGAGGCUGGGGGGCGGUUCGGUGGCAGGGGUUACUCUCUUCGCGCACACCGACGUCUGUUCCGAGGAGGCGGACGUGCACGCGGCGGUCAAGUCGGCGCUGGCGGCAGCGUCGUCUGCCGGUAGAGGCGGUGGCGCCGCUGUUGCGGUGAAGGAGGCGUGGGGCAACACCUUGCACGACGUGGCCGACCUGCCGUUCGACUUUCCGAGCGGCGUCCCGGAAAUUUUCACGCAGUUCCGCAAGUCGGUGGAGUCGAAGUACUCGUGCAAGAUGCGACCACCGGUGCCCCUGCCAAGCCCUUUCCGCCCCGUGCCCACCGGCACCACCCAAGACGACGGCGAAGCGUCAGCGCCCGGCGCGAUCCCCACGACGGAAGAGCUGGGCCUCGGCACGGCGCCCGAGCGAGACGCCAGGUCGGUGUUUCCCUUCAACGGGGGCGAGACGGCGGGGCUCAGGCGCGUCCAAAGUUACAUCUGGGAUGAGGACCGCCUGCGCGAGUACAAGGUGACCCGCAACGGCCUGCUUGGGAGCGGCUUCUCGUCCAAGUUCUCGCCGUGGCUGGCGCUUGGGUGCCUCUCCCCCAGGACGAUCGUCAAGGAGAUCAGGAAGUACGAGACGGACCGAAUCGCGAACGACUCUACCUACUGGCUCAUAUUCGAGCUCCUGUGGCGAGACUUCUUCCGGUACAGCGCGGUCAAGAACGGCAAUUCCAUCUUCCACCUGGGCGGCCCGCGGCGAGAUACCGGGAGGCAGAGAUGGCUCGACGACGCCGGCUCCCUAGAGGCGUGGAAGGAGGGGGAGACCGGAUAUCCGUUAAUCGACGCCAACAUGCGGGAGCUCAAGGCCUCCGGGUUCAUGUCCAACAGGGGGCGGCAGGUGGUGGCGAGCUUCUUCACGAGAGACUUGCAGAUGGACUGGAGGCUAGGGGCCGAGCACUUCGAGGAGUACCUCUUGGACCACGACCCGGCAUCCAACUGGGGAAACUGGAACUACGUGGCCGGCGUAGGCAGCGACCCUCGAGAGGGCCGCUAUUUCAACAUCGAAAAACAGGCUAAGACGUACGAUGCAGAGGGCGCGUACAUGCGUCACUGGCUACCGGAACUGGCCGCACUCCCAACCACAGCCCUCCAGACUCCGGGCGGAAUAACAACGAUGCUGCGGCACAUGCACGCCAUCCCGACUAGCGUGUAUCCGGACCCCAUCGCCCCUCUCAAGUUUUCCAAAGCAGGCGGUGGAAGGGGCGGUGGUCGGGGGGGAGACGGUGGGCGGGGUGGCCGCGGAGGGGGAGGCAGAGGUGGAGGGGGGAAAAGGGGCGGCGGCGGGAAAGGGGGGAAUUCCGGCAGGAAGUUUAAGGCGUCCCGCUUGCAGACCUGA